AUGAGAGUCCCAUCGUCUGACUUCAAUUUCACCCUCUCUCCGGGCCCCUCGUCCGAAAGAAUCUUCACCCCUUCACCUUCCCAAAGCAGCAGCCUCUUCGGGUCCCGGCCCGAUGCCCGAACGCCCUCAUCUGUUCCAUCUAGAUCAUCCUCACCAGCCUCUUCUAACGGUUAUAGUCAAACUCCACCUGGUAGCCUCUUUGGUGGACCACCUCACAGCAGCACGAGAACCUUCACCCCUGCGCCUCUCCUGAGCAGCAACAUCUUCGGGUCCAGCCCCAAUACCCGAACGUCUACUGUCCCGGCGAGAUCGUCAUCAGCACAUCUUUCUGACAAUGUUGGUCAAAAUCCAUUCGGUAGCCCCUUUGGUGGACCAAAUACUAGCGGCACGAGGAUCUUCAAUCCGCCACCUCUUCUGAGCAGCAGCAAUGUCGAUUCCGAUUACAAUGUGCGAACGCCCACAGUUGUCCCAGCUAGACCAUCACCACCAGGUUCCUCUGGCGAUAAUGGUCAAACUGCAUUAGGUAGCAUCUUUGGUGGAUCAUCCACUAUCAGCACGAGAUUUUUCACUUCUCCGCCUGCCCUGAGCGGCAGCGUCUUCGGUUCCAGCUUCACUGUCCGAACAUCAUCACCACGUUAUCCUGGUCAUCGUAGCCAAACUGCAUCAGCUAACAUCCUUGAUGAACCACAAACAAGCGGAACGAGGAUAUUCGACCCUUCGCCUGCCCUGAACAGCGUUCUCUCCGGGUCAAGACCCGACGUUAGAACGUCCUCUGCUGUCCCGGCCAGAUCGUCAUCAUCAGGCCCUUCUGGUGUUGAAUGUCAAACUCGAUCCGCUUGCCUCUUUAGUGGACCACUGGAUAGCGGUAUGAUCUUCUCGGGUUCGGGUCUUCCCGCAAGUGCAGGCCCCUCAAUGGACUUCACUAUGGCCCCUAGACUUCCGGAUCCGCAACCCAGCGUUUUGCCAAAUCUCAAUGCAAAUCGUAACAUGCCACGAGGUGCACCAGAUUUACCAGUUCAGACUGCUGUACCCACAGGACAUUCUAGUUUCAGGCCACGAGAGAGAGGCAUUAGCGUGGAAAUAGGUAGUGUGAAUGGACUUCCCGCAAACCGAGCAACAGAUCUGAUCCAAGAUACGAAUUUUUCGAGCACAUUACCCGUGGAUGAAGAUAUGCGUGGUUCGAAUAGGACUAGAGAUGAUCUCUUCCCUCCUGAUCCUAUCGAUGACCGGAAUCUCCAGGCUAAUCUCAAUGUCGUCAAAGUCCAGCUCCAGGAGCUUUCGCGCGUGAUUUCUGAGUGUCCACUGUCUCAAGACCCAGGGACAAGGUUACAUAAGAUUUACCAAGAAGCUAGAAAGCUCAGUGAGUACAAGGACCAGGAAAGGCGCAUUGUUGGAUUCAUAGGUGAAACCGGAGCAGGCAAGAGCUCCGUCAUCAACUCCAUACUCGAUCAGAGAGAUCUUGCACGCUCGAGUGGCGCAGGAGCCGCAUGUACUUCGGUCCCUACGGAGUUUCGAUAUGUGGAUGAAAAGCAUCCCCGCUCCUACACCAUAGAAGCUGAGUUUAUGGAUGAAAUAGAAGUCAAUGGUCUUCUAGAAGAGCUUCUGCGAAGCAUUCGACGAGCUUCGGUUCCGACCGACCGGAGUCUUGCCACAGGUGAAAACUGGGCCGAGUUCGAUGCGAUAAGCAAACGAUCGCAUAGAACCCUCAAGGAAAUCUUCAACAACCGGUCAGACUUGACAAUUGAGUAUCUCUCGCGCCCCGGAGCUGAAAUUGAGAUUCUGCAAGAGUUGAAAGCUCUGGCCUUAAAUCGAUUGAAAUCUGGGCCCGGAAGAUUGAGCUCACUGCAAUAUACUGCCGUCGCAGAUGACUUGGAGAGCUGUAAAGGCAAAUUGGACAGGUUGACAAAUAGCCCUGGGGACAGCAAUACACCUGCUCUGUGGCCUUUCAUCAAGCUGAUCAGGGUUUUCCUCGAGCUACCUGUGUUGAAGACCGGUUUGGUGCUUGCAGACCUACCAGGGCUGCGCGAUAUGAAUCAUGCGAGGGAAAUCUCGCCGGAAGAGUCUGCUCGUGGCACUGAUCCUCAUGCUAGACGUAUGCAGAAUAUGAAUGCAGAAAUCAAGAAGCUGGAGUCCAAUUUCGACAGUAUCGAGCACCAACAGCAAGAAUCACAGGGCCAGGGGAUAGCAGAUCGAGCUGUAAACUCUUGGGAAAACAAGAUACAAAACCUUUACUACGAGCGACGAGCGCUCCUUAUGAACCAACGAAACGACUCAACAAAGAGAGAUCUUGCAAGGGAAAUCUACAACGAUGAAAGGAAUGAAGCCAAGGACAUCAAAAUAUUCUGCGUUGGCAAUGAGCUUUAUGGAAAUCCUCCACAUAGGCUGGCAACAAAAUACCGAAACCUCAGCGGAGUCCGAGAGCUUCGUUCAUAUUGCCGAUCAGUCCCUGCAGAAGCUAGGAUGAUUUCCACUUUGGUCUUCAUCAAGGAACAAGCACCUGCUCUGCUAGAUUCCAUUCAUCAGUGGAUUCUGACAGGUCGUGAUUCUGUGAUCCCCGCGAGAGCCCAUGAGCUCCGAAGUGCACUGGAACAGGCAGAGCGAAGUCUACGUCUGGACUUUACCUCGGGUCGGGGGCAUCUCGCUCGCACGCAGAGUGAAUUGCAUUCUGAAUUUGAUAAUCAAGUCAUGCAUCAACUUCGUCAUUUUUCAGUUGCCCCUCAGGCAAUUGAAAAUCUCCUCUCGCUUUUGAGCCACAGAAAGGAAUACAUCAUCCAUAUUUUCAACAAAACUCUCGCGCAAAUAAUUCAAGAGACAGAAUCUACAAGAAACCACACCCUCAAUGGCCACAACAAUAGUUCGUUGAUUGCUGACCUUAUGCUUGAGGCGUACAAUGAAUGCAGCCGAGACGGAGGAAACGGAAGUUUUGAGAGACGCAAGAAUAUCAUGCGCGAUCAUUUGACAAAUAUGCAACUUUACAGAAAGUACACGGAUUCAGUGCAGUCGUCAUAUCUUGCGGCUUCGAACGAGCCGUUUGCUACGCUCAGGGACCAACUGCACGAGCAAAUUGAAAUGAUUGCGCGAGAUCUGCGCGGUGUAGUGGUUCCUGUGGGCGAGGUUUCGGAGCCAGAGAAAGCACCGGAGCUAGUGCGCAAGCUUGAGGCAAAACUUGGAACGCUGAACCAGGGUCUGCACAAUACGUUGGCACUGCUCAGGCGUUAG
Molecule: messenger RNA, 3219 nt
Organism: Penicillium atrosanguineum
Lineage: Eukaryota; Fungi; Ascomycota; Eurotiomycetes; Eurotiales; Aspergillaceae
Product: Uridine kinase
Exons: 12
Coding region: 1-3219 (1072 amino acids)
Source: RefSeq, a predicted model, not a curated record